Molecule: messenger RNA, 740 nt
Organism: Anopheles cruzii
Lineage: Eukaryota; Metazoa; Arthropoda; Insecta; Diptera; Culicidae
Gene: SmD1
Product: probable small nuclear ribonucleoprotein Sm D1
Exons: 2
Coding region: 92-472 (126 amino acids)
Biological process (GO): spliceosomal snRNP assembly; RNA processing
Cellular component (GO): pICln-Sm protein complex; precatalytic spliceosome; SMN-Sm protein complex
Molecular function (GO): RNA binding
Source: RefSeq, a predicted model, not a curated record
AUUUUCGCGUUCUUUAGCGAUUGGAGCGAAAAUUGCGGAAACGAUCUUUGUGUAUUAGAUCUUUAAAUAACCAGGAGACUCAUAACUAAAUAUGAAACUAGUAAGGUUUCUGAUGAAACUUAGUCACGAAACGGUGACUAUUGAGCUGAAGAAUGGCACACAAGUACACGGCACGAUCACAGGCGUGGAUGUUGCGAUGAACACUCACCUGAAAGCGGUUAAAAUGACGAUCAAAAACCGUGACCCUGUCACUCUGGACUCGCUGAGCAUUCGGGGCAACAACAUUCGUUACUACAUUCUGCCGGACAGCCUGCCGCUCGAAACGCUGCUGAUCGACGAUGCGCCAAAAACGCGAGCAAAGAAACGCGAAGCAAACCGCGGUGGUCCUCGCGGAAGAGGCAGAGGCACACGCGGCGGCCGUGGUGGGCCACGAGGUGGUCGUGGUGGAGGACGCGGUCGCGGCAGACGCUAGACUUUGGGACACAUCUGCGCGCCACGAUGCUAGCCAUAAGGAUCUACUUUCUCUUUACGUUAGGAGUCACAAUCAUUUCGUGGCUACGAAAGCUGGGGGUCGAGAAGCUGUAAAACGGAUACUACAUGUAAAAACGGGCUCAUUUAACAAAACCAACAUUCUCUGUGUCCAGUUAGUGUAAAAUGUAUUUAACAGUCACACACCAUUCACGAGCACGUACAGACCGUACACAAGAAAGCAAAUGAAAAAUAGGCAAGCAGCAACUGCG